Molecule: messenger RNA, 3987 nt
Organism: Mytilus californianus (California mussel)
Lineage: Eukaryota; Metazoa; Mollusca; Bivalvia; Mytilida; Mytilidae
Exons: 11
Coding region: 1-3987 (1328 amino acids)
Source: RefSeq, a predicted model, not a curated record
AUGGGCGGUGGCAUUGGAAGUGGAAUUGGCGGUGUAGGUGUAUCUAAUUCUCUCAAUGCUGCUCUAAGAGGAAAUUUGGGAGGUAGUCUUGUAAGUGGACUUGGCGGCAGUGCACUAUCAAGUUCACUCAACGCUGCUUUAAGUGGAAACAUGGGCGAUGGCAUUGGAAGUGGAAUUGGCGGCAUUGGAUUAUCUAAUUCUCUCAACGCUGCUCUAAGUGGAAAUUUAGGAGGUAGUCUAGGAGGCGGUAUAGGCAGCAGUGGAAUAUCAGGUUCUCUUGCUGGUGCUCUAAGUGGAAAUGUGGGAGGUGGAAUUGGUGGUGCUGGUGUCGGUGAAACUAUCUCCAUUAGCAUUAGUGCCUAUCUUAGAUUAAUGUACUAUAUCUCUGCUCUACAACAAGCUAUUACUGCCAAUACCUUAGGAGCAGGAAUCAGUGGUGGAAUCAGUGGUGGAAUUGGUGGUGGAGUAGGAAGUGGAUUCACUAGUGGUACUGGAUCUAAUUUUGCUGGACAAUUUGACGGUGGAUUCGCUAGUUCUGUUGGUAGAACUGGAUUCGGAACAGGAGUAGGAAGCAGCGGAUUUGCUGGACAAUUUGGAAGUGGAUUUGUUGCACAAAGUGGAAAUAUCGGAGGCAUUGGAGGAGAAGAAAGUUUAAGUGGUGGACUAUCCGCGGGAUUAAGUGGUGGACUUUCUGGGGAAAUAGGAAGUGGUAUAGGAGGGGGCGCAGGAGGACUUAGUAGUGCAAGCCUUUCAGUAAGUGGUUCCAUCAGUGGGUCACUUGAUGGAUCUAUUGGCGGAAAUUUGGGAAAUAGCUUCGGAAAUGAAAUUGGUAGCAGUGGAAUUUUAAGUUCUCUCAGUGGUGCUCUAAGUGGAAACUUGGGCGGAAGCAUCGGAAGUGGAUUUUCCGGCAGUAGAAUAUCUAAUUCUCUCAACGCUGCUUUAAGUGGAAAUUUGGGAGGUAGUCUAGGAGGUGGGCUCGGCGGUAGUGAACUAUCUAGUUCUCUCAAUGCUGCUUUAAGUGGAAACUUGGGCGGUGGCAUCGGAAAUGGCAUUGGCAGCAGUGGAGUAUCUAAUUCUCUCAAUGCUGCAUUAACUGGAAAUUUAGGAGGUAGUCUAGGAGGUGGGCUUGGCGGCAGUGGAUUGUCUAGUUCUCUCACCGCUGCAUUAAGUGGAAAUUUGGGAGGUAGUCUAGGAGGCGGUAUAGGCAGCAGUGGUAUAUCAGGUUCUCUGGCUGGUGCUCUAAGUGGAAAUUUGGGAGGUGGAAUUGGUGGUGCUGGUGCAGGCAGAUCUAUCUCCAUUAGCAUGAGUGCCUACCUCAGAUUGAUUUCCUAUAUAUCUGCUCUACAACAAGCUAUUACUGCCAAUACCUUAGGAGCAGGAUUGAGUGGUGGAAUCAGUGGUGCAAUUGGUGGUGGCGUAGGUGGUGGUUUUACUGGUGGGGCUGGAUCUAACUUUGCCGGACAAUUUGACGGUGGAUUUGCUGGUUCUGUUGGUAGAACUGGAUUCGGAACCGGAGUUGGAAGCAGCGGAUUUUCUGGACAAUUUGGAAGUGGAAUCGUUGCACAAAGUAGAAAUUUCGGAGGCAUUGGGGGAACAGGUGGUUUAAGUGGAGGACUAUCCGGGAGAUUGAGUGGUGGACUUUCUGGGGGAGUAGGAAGUGGUAUAGGAGGGGGUGCAGGAGGAGUUAGUAGUGCAAGCCUUUCAGGUGCUCUCCAAGGAAGUGUAAGCAGUGGAUUCGGCGGAAGGGCUGUUGGAAAAGUAAGUGGUUCAAUUAGUGGAGCACUUGAUGGAUCUAUUGGGGGAAAUUUGGGAAAUCGCUUCGGAAGUGGAAUUGGUGGCAGCGGAAUUUCUAGUUCUCUCAGUGGUGCUUUAAGUGGAAACUUGGGCGGUGGCAUUGGAAGUGGAAUUGGCGGCAGUGGUAUUUCUAAUUCUCUCAACGCUGCUUUAAGUGGAAAUUUGGGAGGUAGUCUAGGAGGAGGGCUUGGCGGCAGUGGACUAUCUAGUUCUCUCAAUGCUGCUUUAAGUGGAAACUUGGGUGGUAGUAUCGGAAGUGGCUUUGGCACCAGUGGAAUAUCUAAUUCUCUCAACGCUGCUUUAAGUGGAAAUUUGGGAGGUAGUCUAGGAGGUGGGCUCGGCGGCAGUGGACUGUCAAGUUCUCUCAACGCUGCUUUAAGUGGAAAUUUGGGAGGUAGUCUAGGAGGCGGUAUUGGCAGCAGUGGCAUAUCAGGUUCUCUGGCCGGUGCUCUUAGUGGAAAUUUGGGAGGUGGAAUUGGAGGUGCUGGUGCCGGCAGAUCUAUCUCCAUUAGCAUUAGUGCCUACCUUAGAUUGAUUUCCUAUAUAUCUGCUCUACAACAAACUAUCACUGCCAACACCUUAGGAGCAAGAUUAAGUGGUGGAAUCAGUGGUGCAAUUGGUGGUGGAGUAGGUGGUGGAUUUACUGGUGGUGCUGGAUCUAACUUUGCUGGACAAUUUGACGGUGGAUUUGCUGGUUCUGUUGGUAGAACUGGAUUCGGAACUGGAGGUGCUAGCAGCGGAUUUGCUGGACAAUUUGGCAGUGGAUUCGUUACAAGAAGUGGAAGUAUCGGAGGAGCAGGUGGUUUAGGUGGAGGACUAUCCGGGGGAUUAAGUGGUGGACUUUCCGGUGGAAUAGGAGGUGGAGUAGGAGGGGGUGCAGGAGGACUUGGAAGUGCAAGCCUUUCAGGUGCUCUUCAAGGAAGUAUAAGAAGUGGAUUCGGCGGCAGUGCUGUUGGAAAAGCUGCAGGGGGUGCUUUACUAACUGGUGAUUCAGCAAGUGAAGUAACUGGUGAAAUAGCAGGUGAAGUUACUGGUGAUUCAGCAAGUGAAGUUACAGGUGCAUCUGUAAGCGGGUCAAUUGGUAGCAACUUGGGUCUUGGUUUUGGAAGUGGGAUAGGUGGUAGUGGCGUAUCCGGUUCCUUGAGUGGUGCACUAGGUGCCUCAUUAAUUGGCAGUAGACUUGGUAGUAGAGGAUUAUCCAGUUCUCUGAGUGGUGCUCUUGGUGCCUCAUUGGGCGGUGGAGUUGGUGGACGUGGAAUAUCCAGUUCUCUGAGUGGUGCUCUCGCUGCCUCAUUGGGUGGUAGAGGUGGAGGUCGUGGAAGUGGAAUAUCCAGUUCUCUGAGUGGUGCUCUUGCUGCCUCAUUGGGCGGUGGAGUUGGUGGAAGUGGAAUAUCCAGUUCUCUGAGUGGUGCUCUCGCUGCCUCAUUGGGAGGUGGCAACCUGAUUGGAAGUGGUGCCGGUCAGUCAAUUACCAUCAGUUACAGUGCUUACCUCAGAUUGAUGUAUUAUGUAUCUGCUCUUCAACAAGCUUAUUACACUGGUAGCAUAGGAGGUGGGUUGACUGGUGGAAUCGGGGGAUUUGGCAGUAUUAUCGGAGGUGGAUUAGGUGGAGGUCUUGGUUCUGGAUUUUCUGGUCAAUUCGGUGGUGGAUUUUCUGGUUCAGCCGGAAGAACUGCAUUCGGAGGUGUUGGUAGUGGAAUUUCUGGACGAUUUGGGGGUGGAUUUGCCGGACAGGUUAGAAGGUUUGGAGGUAGUACCGGGGGAUUGACAGGUAGUUUAGGUGGUGGAAUUUCUGGUGGAUUCGGAAGUGCUUUUGCCAGAAGAACUAGUGGAUUUGGCAGUUCUAGCCUCUCAGGUUCCCUUCAAGGAAGUUUAAGAGCUGGAUUAGGUGGUAGAGCAUCAGGAAAAGGAGGUUGGUUGCCUAGAGGAUUACUCGGUGGUCUUGGUUCUGGAUUUGCUGGUCAAUUAGGUGGUGGAAUUGCCGGACAGUUUGGAAGGUUUGGAGGUCUUGGUGUUGUAGGCAAUACUGGGGGAUUAACAGGAAGUUUAGGUGGUGGAAUUUCUGGUGGAUUCGGCAGUGCUUUUGCUGGAAGAGCUAGUGGAUUUGGCAGUUCUAGCCUCUCAGGUUCCCUUCAAGGAGGUUUAAGAGCUGGAUUAGGUGGUAGAGCAAUAGGAAAAGGUGCUGCUUAUUAA